This is a messenger RNA of Alternaria ventricosa, 1044 nucleotides long. RefSeq lists its product as uncharacterized. Gene Ontology annotation, biological process: translation. NCBI's taxonomy places the organism in Eukaryota, Fungi, Ascomycota, Dothideomycetes, Pleosporales, Pleosporaceae. The record is from RefSeq and is a predicted model, not a curated record. Gene Ontology annotation, cellular component: mitochondrial large ribosomal subunit. Bases 1 to 1044 code for a protein of 347 amino acids. The transcript has a single exon. Gene Ontology annotation, molecular function: structural constituent of ribosome.
AUGCCUCCACGGAUACGCAUCAGGCCACGCGCCCUCCGCGCGUGCACCUCGAACCCAACCCACCCCAUCUCUGUACCCGCAAUCGCAACCUACGCCACAGUAGCAGCGACCACCCCCGCACCCCCAAUCCAGCAGACAUACAAAGCCGCGCCGCCAGUACUACGAUACCCACCCACGCAACCACCCUCUCACAAGCCGCCGGAGGUCCGCAAAACCCAACUCCACCGCCAAUACCAAUCGCUGCUCCGAUCCUCCCCUCUGAUCCUGAUAUUCCAGCACAACAAUGUCAAAGCAGUAGAAUGGAUGAGCAUAAGGCGGGAGCUAGCCAUUGCCCUCCGCAAGCUGGAUGCGGAGAGAGUGAAGAACGGGCAAGAGACGCUUGCAGAGGAGGUUAAGAUGCAGGUCAUCCAGACCAACAUCUUCGCAAGCGCACUGCGCGUCGUCGAGUUCUUCAACCCGGAAACUUCGACAAUGGAUCAUGCGCAACAUCCUACGGACCCGCGGACACCGACGAGCGCGCAGAUACCGAACACGAGUAAUGACGCUGAGGACGAGCGCUUCACACACGGCCUGUCGAGACGGGCAUACGAGAUUGCGAAUAACAGGAAGUUGAAGUUGGAAUUGGAGCCUUUGCUCUCGGGGCCUCUUGCCGUCGUAGCGUUCCCCGAUGUUGCGCCGCAAUACCUCAAGACCGUUCUAUCCAUUCUCUCGCCUUCGAAGCCUGGCUUCCCCGCUCCGAGCCGAAAAGCGAACCCAGACUACUACGAACCAGCCGUCCAAGCUGGCCUCCAGAAGCUGAUGCUUUUGGGUGCGAGGGUAGAGGGCAAGGUCUUUGAUGUGGACGGCACGAAAUGGGUUGGUGGCAUUGCUGGAGGUAUCGACGGACUUCGCGCCCAGCUUGUACAAAUGCUGCAGGGUGUUGGUGGAAGUCUUACUGGUGCUUUGGAGGGCGCGAGCAAGAGUUUGUACUUUACUGUUGAGGGCAGGAGAAUGGAUAUGGAGGAGAAGGAAAAGGGUCCUGCUGAGGAAGAGAAAUCGUCAUAG